Pungitius pungitius (ninespine stickleback) is the source of this 6604-nucleotide messenger RNA. RefSeq names its product adaptor related protein complex 1 subunit gamma 1 (gene ap1g1). NCBI's taxonomy places the organism in Eukaryota, Metazoa, Chordata, Actinopteri, Perciformes, Gasterosteidae. Gene Ontology annotation, biological process: intracellular protein transport; Golgi to vacuole transport. The transcript has 23 exons. Gene Ontology annotation, cellular component: membrane coat; Golgi apparatus; AP-1 adaptor complex. The record is from RefSeq and is a predicted model, not a curated record. Gene Ontology annotation, molecular function: clathrin-cargo adaptor activity. Bases 141 to 2597 code for a protein of 818 amino acids.
GGGAUAUGUCAGUGUAACCCUCCGCCUGCGGUAGAUGUGCUGAGGCUGGAGUAGCCACCAUUUUGCAUGUCUGGUGUGUUCCUCCCUCCAUUGCUAAUAGAGACGAUUCCAGUUAUUUUCUGGCAUCAUUACGGCUGAGAAUGCCAGCUCCGAUCAGACUGCGGGAGCUGAUCCGGACGAUCCGGACGGCACGGACCCAGGCAGAGGAGCGUGAGAUGAUCCAGAAAGAGUGUGCUGCUAUACGCUCGUCCUUCAGAGAGGAAGACAACACAUACCGUUGCAGAAAUGUGGCAAAGUUACUUUAUAUGCACAUGUUGGGCUACCCGGCACACUUUGGGCAGCUGGAGUGCCUGAAGCUGAUUGCGUCCCAGAAGUUCACCGAUAAACGAAUAGGUUAUUUGGGAGCUAUGCUGCUGUUGGACGAGAGACAGGACGUCCACCUACUAAUGACAAAUUGCAUUAAGAAUGACUUGAAUCACAGCACACAAUACGUCCAGGGCCUGGCCUUGUGCACAUUGGGUUGCAUGGGCUCCUCAGAAAUGUGUCGUGAUCUCGCUGGUGAGGUAGAGAAGCUGCUCAAAACAUCCAACUCCUACUUGAGGAAAAAAGCAGCGUUGUGUGCAGUCCAUGUCAUCAGGAAGGUUCCAGAACUUAUGGAAAUGUUCCUUCCAGCCACAAAAAACCUGCUGAGUGAGAAGAACCACGGUGUUCUCCAUACAUCCGUUGUCCUCCUCACUGAGAUGUGUGAAAGAAGCCCCGACAUGCUGGCCCACUUCAGAAAGCUGGUCCCUCAGUUGGUGAGAAUCUUGAAGAACCUAAUCAUGUCUGGAUACUCUCCUGAACAUGAUGUGUCCGGCAUAAGCGACCCUUUCCUACAGGUGCGGAUAUUGAGACUACUGCGCAUUCUAGGCAAGAGCGAUGAUGACUCCAGUGAAGCAAUGAAUGACAUUCUUGCACAGGUUGCAACAAAUACAGAGACGAGUAAAAAUGUAGGCAAUGCAAUUCUCUACGAGACUGUACUGACCAUAAUGGACAUAAAGUCUGAAAGUGGACUGAGGGUCUUGGCCAUUAACAUACUCGGUCGCUUCCUUUUAAACAAUGACAAAAAUAUCAGAUACGUGGCAUUGACAUCCCUACUAAAGACUGUACAGACGGACCACAAUGCAGUGCAGCGGCAUCGGAGCACCAUUGUGGAUUGUUUAAAAGACCUGGAUGUGUCCAUCAAGAGACGUGCGAUGGAACUGAGCUUUGCCCUGGUGAACGGCAACAACAUUAGAGGCAUGAUGAAAGAGCUGCUCUACUUCCUGGACUCCUGUGACCCAGAAUUCAAAGCUGACUGUGCAUCAGGAGUCUUUCUAGCUGCAGAGAAGUAUGCCCCUUCGAAAAGAUGGCACAUAGACACCAUUAUGAGAGUCCUGACGACGGCAGGGAGCUAUGUGCGAGACGAUUCUGUUCCCAACCUCAUCCAGCUCAUCACAAACAGUGUGGAGAUGCACGCCUACACAGUCCAGAGGCUCUACAAAGCACUGCUGGACGACAUCUCACAGCAACCUCUAGUGCAGGUGGCGUCCUGGUGCAUAGGAGAGUACGGGGACCUGCUGGUAUCUGGACAGUGUGAAGAGGAGGAGCCCAUCCAGGUAACUGAAGAUGAAGUUCUAGACGUGCUGGAAGGCCUCCUGGUGUCCAACCUGUCUGCAGCUGUGACCCGGGGUUAUUCCCUGACUGCCAUCAUGAAGCUGUCUACCCGCUUCAGCAGUGUGAACCGAAUCAAGAAGGUGGUUUCGAUAUACGGCAGCAGCAUCGACGUGGAGCUUCAGCAGAGGGCGGUGGAGUACAAUGCGCUGUUUAAGAAAUACGACCACAUGAGGCCGGCUCUGCUAGAGCGAAUGCCCAUUAUGGAGAAAAGUGCUUCUAACGGCCCCACAGAGAUUGUACAGACCAAUGGAGAGACGGAGCCCUCUGUUGUGGAAUCAAAACACCCCCCACCUGUGAGCCAGCCGGCCAACCAGGCUAACGAUCUAUUAGACCUGCUGGGUGGUAACGAUGUGGUGCCAGUAAUCCAGACCACGGUGCCCACCAAGCCGGCCUCCGCUGGAGGAGAGCUGCUCGAUCUGCUGGGUGACCUCUCGCUAAGUGGUGUCCCGACCCCUGCUCCCUCUGUGGCCACGUCCCAACCCUCUUUCCUCCUGGAUGGCCUCUCCUCACAGCCCCUCUUUAAUGACAUUGCAGCUGCAGCUAUUCCUCCCAUGACUGCAUACAACAAGAAUGGACUGAAAAUAGACUUCACAUUUGAGAGAGCUAAUCCCAAUCCAAACGUCGCCGUCAUCACCAUCCAUGCUUCCAACUCAACAGAGGCAGAUAUGACGGACUUUGUUUUUCAGGCUGCAGUACCAAAGACAUUCCAGCUGCAGCUCCUCUCUCCGAGCAGUAACGUUGUCCCAGCACUCAACCAGGGAACCGUCACGCAGGUCAUCCGAGUCCUUAACCCACAGAAGCAACAGCUUCGAAUGAGGAUCAAGCUGACGUACACCCUCAAAGGCUCGCCUGUGCAAGACCUGGCUGAGGUUAAUAACUUCCCGCCUCAGUCCUGGCAGUGAUGGGCUGUUGCUCCUAAAAGCCCCCGACCGAGAGAACUAUGAAAACGAUUUUCCUUUCCCCGCCCUGCUUUCUUCCUCCGGAUCCCCCUUUGACGUCACUGCAGCCCGCCGCCCUCGAGUUGCAUGGGAAGCAGAGCAUCUAUCACAGGAGAAAAAUACCGAUGUUACAAAGACCCUUUUGACUAUUGACAUCACCAGAAUAAUUGGGGAAACAUAUCAAUCGCUGAACUUUUUUUUCUUCUUUUUUUUGGUUACCAUUGUUAUUGUUUUUUUUUGUGGAUAUUGGUACAAUUUUCCACAUAGUCCCUCACUCAGCACCAUGAUUACACACACCAUCCCUGUGGCACAUUGCUGCAACCCUCUUAUUUGAAUUUAUAAUUUAGCUAAAAUCCAGUUGAAACACUUGCUCCACUGAUAUUCAUGAUUGGCUUUGUAUUCAGAUUUUUUUUAUAUGAGCCUUUAGUCCAAUGAUGGCAGCAGAAAAUGCUUUGAAAGGUAUAUUUAGUACAAUUGAAAAGAUCUGGCUAAGACGUUUUUACCCACCACACAUCCUGGGUGAUACAACUUGUCAAAUAGCUGUAUUGAUUUUGAAUUACAUUAGGACCACCGUUGCCCAAGCAAGGGUGAAUUUCCUGUUCUGGUUGAAGUGCUUUUAAUGCAAGGCUUGAAUAGGACCUACUUUUGUUUUUACACAAUGAUAAACGCAUUAGAACAUCCAAGAUGCCCGUUGGAUCCCCUGAGGCUGGUUUCAGGUAACGAGCCCAAACUUCCCCACUCUCCUAAAAUCAUCUCAUGGUUGUUAGAUCUGUAUAAUAAAUGCAACUGUUAAUUGCCUACUUUAAGUUGGGGAGGUGCAUUCAUUACGACGAAAUCCAGGCCAGACAUUUUAUAGCAAGCAAAGUUGAUUGCAUUUCUGUUGGAGAUUAGUGUUUAAACUUUUCCUGCAUCUGUGUCUGACUUGCAAUUUAGAUACAUGUCAAGAUUGGUUUAACCUAGUUGAACUUAGUCCCCAUGCACAUAAAUGUAAAGGAAGCCUGUUAUGAAUGUAGUUACAUGCACUGAAUGCUUCCCCCCCCCCCAUUCAAGUCUUCUUUCUUAUGGCUGUCUCUUUAAUGGGGAUCUUCAUCUUGUUGUCACUGUUUUUGUGAAAGUUUGUUUUUAUUUCUGCAGUAAUUUGACUUAAUUAUUUAUGCCUGAUCUCAAAGUGAUGUGCCUUUCUGACCUGGCUGGAUAAAAGCCCCUGAACUAUUGAGUUCUGUAUGAGCUUCGUUUGUAAGUCUGCUUGUGUACUUAUUGUUUUCUAAAUCUGAGUGAAAUUACCCUGAUAGAUCUGAAGCUGUAAAUCACAUAAUUCAAUGACAGCCUUCUUUGCUUCUAUUUCUCACAAGUUAAUAAUCAGUUAUCCACCAAUCAUGGCAAAGCUGGAUUUCCUGACUUGAGUCAAAAGUCCUAAAACAUGGAAAUCACAAAUCCUAAUAAGGCAGAUAAUAGACCUCUCAGAGGCUUCAACAUUUUAAACCGGUACAAAUGUCACACUGAAGUGAAAUAUACCAACGCACCCUGUCAGCAGGUGAUUUCAGUGUGAGGUGCUGGGGCGGCUCCUUAUGGCUGUUUGUGAUUUCUCGGCUCCCGUCCUCUUCAAAUCCGAAUUCUUACCACGCCGUCGGACGGUGACAGUGAAACCUCAAACUCUGUCGUGGUGUUAGUUGCAGUUUAUCGACGGCUCUGUUGGAGGGGGAGCAUCUGCAUGAGAGAAACUGGCGGUUAGUUUUCAUCUCAUUACUUAACUUGAGCUCAGCAGCGCCGCGAUGCUGUGUUUAGAUCCUCGGCGUCCCAAUCAGGCUGUGUUCUUUUUUUCUUUUUUUUCACUAUACUUCACUGUCUUCUAACUUAUGUGACCAAAUCGGAGAGACUAUUAGCUUGGGACAUAUUGUUGAGCUAUGAUAUGUGUAUAUGGAGAAAAUUAUUGCAGUUACCUUUUUUUCUGUUGGCAAAUGCUGUAUUGGCUUUUUCUGUAUAUAUUGAGGGCUUUUACAAUUUUGUCUCUUGUACUAUCGUUCAUCAUUUUUUUAGAUACCAUUUUCUAAAAAGUCCAAUUAUUCACAAUGUAUAUUGUCUAAAUCGAUCUAGUGAACAUUAGUCUAUAAAGACUCCUUGUAUCAUCACUCACGCAUUGUAAAAGAUAUAUGAUCUGCUGACUGUACAUUGUAUAUAGUUGUAAAACAAACAAAAGCUGGUCAAAUUAAAUAAAACCCACGUGAAGAUGUAAAAGAUUAGCUAGGAAGUAUAAUUGUAUACAUAUGUACAAAAAAAGAACCCUAAAAGGAUGCAUUUGAGCUGCAUUGGAUUUACUAUUGAUCCUACUUCAUUCACUGGAUGUGUCAUCUUUACUUCUACAAAGAUGGUAGGCUACUGGUCGGGGUUCCUUUUGGGUGUUGAAGUGAGGGUUGAUCUAUCCUUACGGGUGUUGUCUAAAUGAUGAACUGAACUACUGAGGAAGCACAGUGCUGCACCGCAGCAGAAGUGGCGCCUUGCUCCGUCUGCUCAUGUACCCAUGCCCUCCUUCCAAGAGGAGGUGCAGGUUUUUUGCAAUGACGCAACUCUUCCUUCUGGCCCCAUUUGGUUUUGCUCUCUGCCCUCUUUGACGAUUUGAUCUAUUAAACUCCUUUCAGCCUUCAACUUUGUUCUUGAAAUGAUGCCCUGUGGUCUUGGCGUGUUGGCUGUCAGGGUUGCCUGAUUACCUUUCUUUGCUGCCAUGUAGCAACUUUCCCAAACGGCAUUAUGUCUCAAGCAAGCACGUGCCACACUGGGAGAUCUGUAACCUCAGUGUUUUCACCUUGCCUUCAUGGUCAGUAAGUUUAAAUUGAAAUAGGUUUGUUUAGAGACUGCUAGACUGUCUUCACCUUAUUUGCAUGGCACGGCUUCUCUUUGUAGUCACUGAUACAAACGGAUCUGUACCCUUAUUGUUUAAAAUUAUACUUAACAUGGAAGGAUAUGAUGAAGGAAGGCGUUCUUUUCUGUUGGGACCUUCUUUCAUUUUGUGAUCAUGGAUUGCUGCUUCACCGCCCCAAAACACACCUUGGAGCCGCCUGUGAUAUGUGAUAAUGACCACUAGGGGGAGCUGUGCAAAAUGGAAGUUGCAUUCAUCAAUUCCUGUUUUGUCUUAUUCAAACAGUAUGUAUCCUUAUCACAUCUGGUCAGUUCUUUCAUUGAACCUAAACUCAUGCUGUUCUAAAUGUUGGGAAUGAAGCCAACAUCAGUGCUUUGGACAUUGGAACUUAAAAGGAAGAAGGGAAACUGAAACAAAGUGUGUGUGAGUGUGAGAGAGUGAGUGAGUGAGACGGAGAGAUUGUGAGAUGGAAGGAAAAAAAUCAGGCUUGGAAGCGAGGGAUGGCGUGCAAUGUGUAUUAUCUAGACUGGACAUCAUUUUGGCUGCAAAUUAAUCUUUCAGAUUUUGAGCUGCAUGUGAAAACCAGUGUAAAUAAGUUUAUUGACCUGAUACUCCUUUUGAAAUGCAAGAAAAGUUCAAUUAAAAUCUGUCACACCACUGUUAUGGGUCACUACUAAUGUGUACUUUUUAGAGAGUUGUUCAGAUAGUGCUCAGAUUAUUGUUUUUUUGUUUGUUUUUUUGAGUGAUGAAAGUGCACAUCCAUCAUUUGGAUUAGAUUUGAAAAAAUGUUUUUAUUUGAUUUAAUUUGUCUGGCUGGAUUCAGUGUGUCAAGGGCUUGGAAGAGAAUCUGAAUUCCCGUUCAUGUUUCCUGUUUGAUCUAAAAAUGCAUCCAUUGUAUUUUUGAAAUUGGUUUGUAACCCCGAGGCCUGUCCUGACUCUAAAACCAUACGGUGUCUGAUUUGUUGGGGGAGGCAUGAGGCUCUACUUUUCCGGUCAAGUUUACCAUGUUGAACUGAAUCUCAGCUCCUCGAGGUGAAUGUGAAUGUCAGACUGAAGGGACGAAAUAAUGAUUAAAGAUGAGAAGUUGUAAACUAUUAAAUGGGAUAUUUUCAAUUUA